AUGAGUUCGACGUCAUCAUCAAGCUCAAACAGCAUUUUUGACAGUCCUGUGCGUCUAGGAAAAAGGAGAGCCUCGCAAAGAAGUGCAUCCCCAAGCACAAGUGCCACAGAGAGCCCAAUUCGACCAGCUCGUGGCAGAGGAAGGGGCAGAGGAAAGGGCCAAGGUCCGGCUUCCCGAAAAGGCAAAAAAUCUGUUCGGGAAGCUGAUCCAAAUAGGGAUGAAGUUGCCCUUUCUGUCAUUCAAACAAGGAAAGACAGAUUUCGAGAAGAAAUGAAGACCAUGCCAAGGGAACAGCUUGAGGAAAUAAUAUUGGGGAUCCUUGAUGAGAACCCUGGUCUUAUAUUGGACUUUCAUAAGCCAGUUGCCAGGGGUGAAGGUGGAUACCAUCUACCUGAGGGUGCUGAGUCACCAGACUGGUGUGUGUGUGGAAAAUGCAGGGAAAUGCCAACCCAGGCAGAGCGAAUAUGCUGCGAAAAGGAGCCAAGACACUGCUUUUCUCUACUGCCUUUGUUAAUUUCAGACAUCACAGUUCUUGUGCUGGACCUUGCAGUACUGAGACUCGCGAGACUGCAGCGAAGGGACAUUCUUCUGCUGGAUGAUGCAGAUGAAGAGGACCCGCACAAGGCCAACAUACAUGCUGCCUACAGACAAUAUAUACUGUGGGCACAUGGAAGGCUUGGAGUAGGAAACAGAAGAGUUAUACCAUCAUGCUGUGUUUGGGCCAUCAGAGACAAGUACCCUGACCCCUUCCAAAUUUAUGUGGGUUUUGUUCCUGCCCUUCUUGUUUAA
This is a messenger RNA of Dreissena polymorpha, 789 nucleotides long. RefSeq lists its product as uncharacterized. The transcript is spliced from 5 exons. The record is from RefSeq and is a predicted model, not a curated record. Lineage: Eukaryota; Metazoa; Mollusca; Bivalvia; Myida; Dreissenidae. Bases 1 to 789 code for a protein of 262 amino acids.